Musca vetustissima is the source of this 2408-nucleotide messenger RNA. Its product is annotated as E3 ubiquitin-protein ligase TRIM45-like. NCBI's taxonomy places the organism in Eukaryota, Metazoa, Arthropoda, Insecta, Diptera, Muscidae. Gene Ontology annotation, molecular function: protein binding; zinc ion binding; ubiquitin-protein transferase activity. Gene Ontology annotation, biological process: positive regulation of DNA-templated transcription. The transcript has 12 exons. The record is from RefSeq and is a predicted model, not a curated record. The annotation marks the transcript as partial. Gene Ontology annotation, cellular component: chromatin; nucleoplasm.
AUGAUAAGAAUCAAGAAUCAAAACUCAACCCACAUUCCGCUUGAAUUGGAACCAAAUAGCCAACAACAACAACCACCAUUGACACAAUUACCAGAAAUGUUAUUGUGUACCCUGUGUAAUGAUAUAUUUAAGGAUCCUCGAUGUUUAAAUUGUUUACACACCUUUUGUCUUGAGUGUCUGGUGGAAGAAAGUUUCAAGCAAGAUGACGAGGAAGUGACGGAGGAGGAAUCUAGUAAUCCUUUUACAUCGAAUAUACCAAUACCACAAUAUCGAUCAUCGUCGAGCAGCAAUGAAAGGAAUUUCAAAGCGCUUAAAAUAACAUUUCGGAAGCGUAAUAAGGUGCUCAAAGCCAUCUCAGGCAAGGACAAGGAGGAGUUCUUGGCUACUUACAACUGUGCUGCCCCUGUUUGUACUUUGUUAAUUAGUGAUUCGCAAUGGAGAAUGCUUCAAACCACACAGAAUAAUGCCCUAUGUACCACAACCGAAUGUGUCUUGAUGAAGAGUGUGGAUCAGGAGGCAAGGAUACUAUUAUAUUUUGGCGCAAUUUCCAAGAUGUCACGAUACAACGACUGCCAUUCGGCUGAAGAGGUGGAAGAUUGGGUGGAGGAGGACGACGAUGGUGAUUUGCCAGCAUUAUUUAAGGAUAAAAUUAAGACACCAACACCACAGUUGCGCACCAAUUCCCCCUCAUUAUUACGAAAGUAUUCAAUGUCCUCCUCAGCCGAAAUGAAAGCGGAAAAUCAAAAUUCAGAAAUAUCGGGAUCCUCAACAAUAUCUCUACAAAAGCGGGCAUCAUUUAGUUUCAAACUACGUAGAUCUUCUGAACAAUCACCAGCAAGGAUCAAAGUCGACAGCAAUCGUAUAUCUCCAGAUUUGACGGCAAUGGUGGUAAAUCAAUUUCAAUCACUUGGAAAUAUAAAAUGUUCACUAAUCAAAUGUAAGCUAUGUGGAUUUGUAACCGAAAUUCCCGUGGGCGGUUUACGUCAAUUGCCGCGUAAUCUGUUGGUGGUGCGUAAAAUUGAAGAUCAUCGAAAUAAAAUUUCCGGUGAAAAUUAUGCGUUAUGUAGUCUGUGCUAUGAGGAGACGAGGGCCAAUCAUUUUUGUGAAUUGUGUAAUUUGAAUUUAUGCCUCCUCUGUAAGGAGUCGCAUGAGCGACAAAAGACCACCGCUAACCAUAGCCUUCGAACAAUUACGAUUGACACGAAAUCCCCUACCAUCUCUCCAAAGGAUAAUCCACUAUUUAAUAGAUUAUCACAAAAUUGUACGCUUCAUCCGGGGUUCGAAUUAAAAUCAUUUUGUCACAAUUGUCUGCAGGUGGCUUGCAGCGAUUGUCUAGUUCUACAACAUAAAUGUCAUCGUAUCGAUGGUAUUGAGAAAGCGGCAAAAUUGUAUUCCAGUAUUUUACGUGAUUCUGCUGAACAGAUACGAUUGAUAUGUAAAAGUUCGGAACAUUCUUUGGAGAAAUUGAAUGCUUCAAUGCUAAGCAUUAAUCGGAAAUGUGAUGAAUUGCAGACGGAAAUUGAAGAUUUUAUGCGUCGCUAUCGGGAAGCUGUUGAAGUGCAUCGCAGCAAUUUAAUGCAACAAAUUCGUACGACGAGGGAAACGAAGCUCGGAUUGAUUGGAGAACAACAAAUGGAAUUAGAAAAACGUACCCAAGAGGGUCAAAUGGCCGUUGGGUUUAGUCAAGAAUUGGCAGAAGUUGCAACUGAUGUUGAAAUUUUAUCUUUUAUAAAAAUCCUAUUGAAACGUUUUGAAUAUUGUCAACAAUUUAAGGCAUCAAUUGAUCCAAAGAUAAUCAACAUACCAAAUUUUAUGCCAAAAAUACAAGCACCAAUUGCCAAAGAUACCAAUGAUAUACCUGUGUUUGGAGUUUUAUCUAUGCAAACUGUGGAACCGUCAGCAUGUACCCUACAAUGGGAUGGAUUUUCUCAAUUGCGUAUUAAUAAAAAAGUGGAAUUAACAUUGAUAUCUCGCGAUGCGGAGGGUCAGCCGAUGAGCCAUGGUGGUCUUAAGAUUCAAACUCAUGUAAAAUACAAGGAUCUUAAUUCCAAGUGCCUGAGGAUGGAGGUCACCGAUAAUUGUGAUGGCACCUAUGGCAUUGCCUUUACCCCAGAUGCGGAAGGCACGAUCAUUCUCAUGAUUACCAUAAAUGAAAAGCAUAUUAAGGGUAGUCCUUUUAGUUUCUUGGCUCGUCCGGUGAGGCCGCAUACCGGUAUCUAUCAUUGCUGUACAUUUUGUUCGAGCAAAGGAAAUAAAUUUGCAACUUGCUCUUGUCAGGGCAGUAUGCCGGGAUAUAAUGGUUGUGGUCAUGGCCAUACAGGGCAUCCCGGACGUCGUCAUUGGUCAUGUUGUGGAGAGGUUUCGAGAAAUUCCGAAUGUCAUUUUGCCAAUAGGUCGUUGAAUCCAAA